Molecule: messenger RNA, 2655 nt
Organism: Aureobasidium namibiae CBS 147.97
Lineage: Eukaryota; Fungi; Ascomycota; Dothideomycetes; Dothideales; Saccotheciaceae
Exons: 4
Coding region: 1-2655 (884 amino acids)
Biological process (GO): reciprocal meiotic recombination; mismatch repair
Cellular component (GO): nucleus
Molecular function (GO): ATP binding; mismatched DNA binding; ATP-dependent DNA damage sensor activity
Source: RefSeq, a predicted model, not a curated record
AUGACCUCCAGAUCAUACAGGACGAGUGUCUCGUCGUCACAUAGCAGGCUUCGUCUCCCGCCGUCACCCGCAGUCGAAAGCUCCACAGGCUACUCGCAGUUCAGCUCGUACGAAUACUCGGCUCGUCCCCGUACCGCCGUCUCGACAAUCGGAGUAGAGUCGCAACAGGUCAUCUGCGCUGUGAGCGAGUCUCGUGGUAUAGCUCCCACAGUUGGUCUUGCUUUCGUCAAUCUGGAUACGGGUGAGGCCGUCCUCAGUCAAAUUCCAGACAGCCAGUCCUAUGUUCGCACUCUGCACAAGUUGGCAGUCUUCAGUCCUUCCAAAAUCCUCAUUCUCGACACAGCUGCAAAGACAAUGUCCAAGCUCUUCUGCCUCAUUGAGGGAAAUCUGGAUGACCUGAACAGCAACUUGAUUCUCCUUGAUCGCCGCUACUGGGCCGAAACUACCGGCAUCGAGUUCAUUGAACAGUUUGGAUUCAUUCAAGACGUCGACAGCAUCAAAACGUCCGUCUACGGAAAUUACUUCUCGGUAUGCUGUUUCGCCGCCGCCAUGAAGUUCAUCGAGCUUGCAAUGAACAAGACCUUCCCACCACACUCUUUGAGGAUUAGAUACGAAGCAUCCGAAGGCUCCAUGAUGAUCGACCUGUCCACCAUCCGCUCGCUCGAGUUGAUCCAGAAUCUCCAGAAUCAAAAAUCACCCGACUGUCUGUUUGGUAUUCUUAACCAGACCUUGACACCAAUGGGUUCAAGACUUCUGCGAAGCAACGUCCUACAGCCGCUUACCGAUCGCCAGACACUGGAAACACGCUACGAUGCUCUCGAAGAGCUGACAACCAAGGAAGAAAUGUUCUUUGCUACAAGGACAGCGCUCAAGACCAUCCUGGAUGCAGACAAGAUCCUGACCCAGCUCAUCAUUAUUCCAACCAAGCCGUCAUUACAAUCCACUGAACAGAGUAUAAACCAAAUCAUCAUGCUCAAACAGUUUGUGGCUGGCACUCAGCCUGUCUACGAAGCCUUGACCGGAUCCAAGAGUGUUAUGCUGAAAGAGAUUCGACGCAACUGUAUUCCCAGCGGUAUUGAUUCUAUCAGAGUACUCAUCGACGAGUAUAUCAACGAAGAUAUCACCUAUGCGAAACAACCACUUGAGCUGCGAAACCAGAGGACAUACGCAGUCAAGUCGGGUAUCAAUGGACUGCUCGAUGUCGCUCGGCAAACGUACAAGGAGGCAAACAUGGACGUGUAUCAGCUCGUUGAUGAGCUGCAGGAUACACACUCGCUCAGACUGGAGCUCAAGUACGACAAUGCUCGACAGUACUAUCUCAGUCUGAACGCUUCGGAACUCGAAGACCGAAACCUACCACCGAUAUUCAUCAAUGUCGUUCGCAAGAAUAAAAAGGUCGAAUGCUCAACAUUAGACCUGCGAAAACGCAGCCAGAAGAUCUCAGAUUCUCAUACUGAAGUAUUGCUGAUGAGCGACAAAGCGAUACAAGAUCUGAUCACCGAAAUCCGCAUCUAUAUGUCUGUGCUGUUCAGAGCCUCUGAGAGUAUCGCGAUGUUAGACGUGCUUUCGGCCUUUGCUCACAAUGUCACUCUGCAUGACUACACUCGUCCUCGCAUCACGCAAACUCUCGGCAUCAAAGCUGGUCGUCAUCCCAUCAGAGAGAAGGUACAAAACACUCCUUUUAUACCCAACGAUGUGUUCGCCACACAGCAGUCACGUUUCCAGAUCAUCACUGGAUGCAACAUGAGCGGGAAGAGCACCUACAUUCGUUCCAUCGCGCUGCUGUCAGUCAUGGCUCAGAUUGGUUGCUUCGUGCCAGCCGAAUUCGCCUCUUUUCCAAUCAUCAAACAACUCUUUGCCAGAAUUUCCAUCGACGACAGCAUCGAGGCCAAUGUAUCAACCUUUGCUUCUGAGAUGAGAGAAACAGCAUUCAUCCUGCGCAACAUUGACAAACACAGCCUCGUCAUUAUCGAUGAGCUCGGCCGCGGCACGUCACCUCGAGAUGGCCUUGCCAUCGCUCUAGCCAUCGCAGAAGCAAUGGUGCAAAGUCGAGCUCUGGUAUGGUUCGCAACACACUUCCACGACCUGGCAAAGAUACUCGCAGAGCGCAAUGGAGUCGUCAACAAACAUCUCGCAGUGGACAUGUCAGAAGCAGAUACAAUGGCCAUGCUGUACACCCUCGCCGACGGCGUCGUCUCCGAACAACACUACGGCCUCCAGUUGGCAAAAGUAAUGCCCUUACCACCCGACGUCGUCACCUACGCAACUCACGUAGCAGAACAACUCCAAGCCCAAGUGGAAAGACGACGCAAAGCCUCCAAGGCCGUCAUGGUCGGAAGGAAAAGAAAGCUCAUCCUGGGUCUCAGAGAGGAACUCGCGCAUGCGGCUGGUGGUGCAAUGGAAGGAGCGGUUCUGCAGAGUUGGCUCAAGGAGCUGCAACGAGAGUUCGAGGUACGCAUGCUUGCGAUUGAACAGGAAGCCAUCGAGACGGACUUGGGAAGUCUGGAUCUUGAUGUCGACAUGGAGGAAUUCGAGACCAGCUCGAUUGGAAUCAGGUCUGCGAUGGCAGGUGGUGAUGACGACGGGAUGAUUAGUGGGAGUGGCGGCGCUGAGUCGACCAUUGAAGACGACAGUAACAUGACGGACAGAUAUUGA